Molecule: messenger RNA, 3391 nt
Organism: Bufo bufo (common toad)
Lineage: Eukaryota; Metazoa; Chordata; Amphibia; Anura; Bufonidae
Gene: ADGRL4
Product: adhesion G protein-coupled receptor L4
Exons: 16
Coding region: 263-2476 (737 amino acids)
Biological process (GO): cell surface receptor signaling pathway; adenylate cyclase-activating G protein-coupled receptor signaling pathway
Cellular component (GO): membrane
Molecular function (GO): calcium ion binding; G protein-coupled receptor activity
Source: RefSeq, a predicted model, not a curated record
GAAAAAAUGAAGAAAAACUUUUUGACUCUAAAGCGAAGUUGCAGUAGCCAAACGGGAGCCACUUCUGUAGAAGUUCUGUAAGUUAUACAAGGUUUAUAAGUGAACUCCUUACAGAGCUGAUGAAAGUGUAGGAAGUAGAAUUCCUGAGCAAACAAAGAAACAGGAAAAUCUGAAGAGGAAAUUGACUGCGUCACAGGGCCGAGAGCUCCAGAGCCACUUGUGUCAACUGUCUCAACGCUGGAGUCCUGAUCGACCACCUCAAAUGAAACUGCUCUAUCUCAUAGUGUGUACAUUUAUUUUGCUGGACAGCGGUCAGCAAUGUCAGCUGACGUGCCAUGAACAUGCUGAAUGUAAGACGGAGAAGGGGAGACUCGGCUGCUACUGCACUAGCGGAUAUACAGGGGACGGAAUUCAUUUCUGCGAAGAUGACAACGAAUGUCAAAAUGCCACCUACAUCUGCGGAGAUCAUGCAAAUUGCACCAACACGGUGGGCAGCUACUACUGCAUGUGUCUACCAGGCUUCACUUCCAGCAGCGGUGCGGAGAGUUUUAUGACCAAUGAUGGAACGUUCUGCCGAGAUAUAGAUGAAUGCCGCGGUAACAAGUGUGGCGACCACGCUCGGUGCGAAAAUACCGCUGGAGGGUACAAUUGCACAUGUCUGAAAGGUUAUCACUCGUCCUCAGGAAGCAUGUACUUUAAAGCAAAUGAUGGGACUUACUGUCAAGAAAAUGUCAAGAUUAAGUGUCAUCUGGAUGAUCAGUGCAUCUCCACAAACAUUAAUCAAACAAUUAGCAAGGUGAACACCAUCAAAGAGCCAAUAGCUCUUCUAAAAGAAAUUCAGAAGAGUACGACAAGAGAGCUCCUGCCAGUGGAUGUGAUUUCCUACAUUGAAGUGCUCGCUGCUUCUUCUCCGAUGCUAAGCACCUUCAAUAAGACAGCCCCAAACAAAGAGACGCUCACUAAUACCACCAUUACCACUUUUGUUAACACCGUGAACAACUUUGUUGAAAAGGAUAAAAUUACAGUUUGGAAGAAGUUGACUGAAGAAAGCAGAAGAAAAAGCAUAACCAAACUUCUGCACACAACCGAGCAGCUGGCGCUAGAUAUGUCCCAGAACUUCCAGAAGACAACCCAGCUAGACGUGGAUGCCAGUGAUAUGGCCCUCAAACUGUUUACCUUUGACUCUAACCACAUGAAACAUAUUCACCCGCAUGCUCUCAUGGAAGGAGAUUACAUCAAGAUUUCUCCAAAGAAAAAAGAAGCUUUGCCGCCUAAUGGUACAGUAAGCAUCGUGUUUCUUCGGUAUGACAGUAUUGGAUCUCUCCUUGCAUCACCUGAAAACAAGGCAGUAACAGACGAUUACAACACUUUAGAGACAAGUGAGAUUGUAAAUUCGCCAGUAAUUGCAGCAGCGAUCAGCUCUAAUCCUCCGACACUUUACCAACUGGAAAAAAUCCUGUUUGUUCUAAAACAUUUAGAGCCUUCUCCGGAUGCGGAAACAGCAAAAUGUGCAUUUUGGAAAUAUGCACCUGAAUCAUUGCUGGGAGAGUGGUCUACGGACGGGUGCGAGACGGAAUAUUCCAAUGUUACCCACACAUCGUGUAAAUGUAACCAUCUUACUCAUUUCGCUAUUCUGAUGUCAUCACCAAAUCAUAAACAGGUGCCCAUCCAUCACAGCGUCCUCACACGGAUCACCCAGCUUGGGAUCAUCAUCUCCCUGAUCUGUCUCUCCCUGUGUAUCUUCACCUUCUUCUUCUUCAGUGAAAUCCAGAGCACCAGGACGACAAUUCACAAAAACCUCUGCUGCGCAUUAUUUCUGGCCGAGCUGCUAUUUAUCAUUGGUAUAAAUAUGACGAAAAAUAAGCUUCUUUGUGCCAUCAUUGCUGGAUUACUCCAUUACUUCUUCCUUGCUGCCUUUGCUUGGAUGUGCAUCGAAGGGAUUCAUCUGUAUCUCAUAGUGGUCGGUGUCAUUUACAACCGAGGAUUCCUACAUAAAAAUUUUUACAUUUUUGGCUACUGCAGCCCAGCCGUAGUAGUUGGGAUUUCGGCUGUUUUGGGAUACAAGUAUUAUGGCACAGAUAAAGUAUGUUGGCUGAGCACAGAGAAUAAUUUUAUAUGGAGUUUUAUUGGACCAGCCUGUCUCAUCAUUCUCGUUAACCUGAUGGCAUUUGGAGUCAUAAUAUACAAAGUUUUCCGUCAUACUGCAAUGUUGAAGCCAGAAGUUAGUUGUUACGAAAACAUAAGGUCGUGUGCAAGGGGGGCUCUGGCCCUUCUGUUCCUUCUUGGUGCCACAUGGAUGUUUGGUGUCCUUCAUGUUGUAAAUGGGUCGAUGGUCACUGCCUAUCUCUUCACAAUCUCCAAUGCCUUCCAGGGAAUGUUCAUCUUCAUCUUCCUCUGUGUUUUGUCUAAAAAGAUACAAGAAGAAUAUUACAGAUUAUUCAAAAACGUGCCGUGUUGCUUCAUGUGUCUGAGAUAAACAGAUGGAGCGGCAGUGGUUUACAGUAAAUACUGGUGCCAGCUCAGUAAAGAGAUCUCCUACACGAUGGAACGAGACAUCAUCCACUAACAUGACGGCUGUGAUUGUCUCAUCUUCCGAAGGCCACAGGAUGCAUAUUUCUUUACUACGCGCUACAAUCUGCUCUGUAUUCCAUUUUCUAUGCUUGCUCUAGUACGAGGAAUAAAGUAUAGUAUUAUAGUAUACAAGACACAAUAGUACCCCAACUCCAAACAUCACCGUGCGAGCCGUAGAAACCAAUCAGAUGGGAGGCGGGUUAGAAAAUGAUUAUUGGCUGCUGAAGAUCAAAGACGUAACCUGAAUCUCCUUGGCCCCAGUGCAAACUCCGUAAUGGGGCCCACCAGUUCAUUUUGAAUACUGGUCUCAUGUGUAUCAGAAGGCUUUAGACCCCUCAGGCUCCAGGGCCUGAGGUACCCGUUCCCUGGUCAUUAUUGUGUACAGUAUAUUUUAUGUUAUUUAAUAAGCUUUCAGUGUCCUUUGUUCCUUUAUAGACACGUAACAUGAAUAGACAGCAAUGAGCAGCGGGUUUGACCUUUGGUUUUACAACGUGCAAUAUGUUAGGAAAUACGUUAUAUAGCGGGGCAAUAUAUCUGUACAAUGUGUUUACUGAACAGCCGGUCGGAGUUUGGAAAACAUGAGACAACCUAGCAACUGGAUACAUUGUAGCUGCCAACGCAUCUGAAUAAAAAAGCGGAAUAGUAUAGGCCAUGGCCUAUGAUUAAACGUAUCCUCCUGUAGAGGUAGUCCGCGAUGUAGAGGGAGGAGGCAUAUUUGGGUUCCCUGGAGGUGGGGUGGCUGCCUCACCCACCGCCCCUCCCAUUUGGGUUGCUACCGUUCCCUAGUAAAUGCUAGAGGUGAGGAUUCGGACGGAUGGAC